This is a messenger RNA of Malurus melanocephalus (red-backed fairy wren), 6739 nucleotides long. RefSeq names its product ring finger protein 43 (gene RNF43). The record is from RefSeq and is a predicted model, not a curated record. Bases 1424 to 3925 code for a protein of 833 amino acids. The transcript has 10 exons. Gene Ontology annotation, molecular function: frizzled binding; ubiquitin protein ligase activity. NCBI's taxonomy places the organism in Eukaryota, Metazoa, Chordata, Aves, Passeriformes, Maluridae. Gene Ontology annotation, biological process: ubiquitin-dependent protein catabolic process; Wnt receptor catabolic process.
GCCGGCUCGCUGCCCAUGUCCCAGCUCUCCUUCCCGUCCGCGCUCGCUGCCGGCACGGCCGGUGCCCGCCUCCGCUGCGGGGACGCCGGGCUUUGGAAGCUUUCCCGGAGCGCGCCGGGGUGCUGGCGCAGACCGAACCCAAACAUCAUCAGAGCCACAUGGUUUUGUUAAGCUACUGGAAAUAACUUUUGCCUGGGAUUUACAGCAGCAUUCCCUCCCGGCCCGGCCCCUCCGGACUCCAGCAGGCUCACUGCCUAACAGGUUUGCAAAGCUUUUUUUCUCUUGUAAAUCCCUUUUUCUCUCCAGAGCCGUGCGAUCACCGUAACUUCAGUUUUAAUCGAAAACACUUUCUGUCUAAAUUCUCCUAGUAAUGAAGACUCCUCKAUACGUUUCAUGUGACCUUUGGGCAGACCAUGGAACUUUCUAUUUUAUUUUGUGGGGCCUUGAGUCGGGAUCUUCUUAACGUGUGCUUGGAAGUGGUCAUACCGGAACUCGGGCGCGAACAGAAAUAGUGCGAGAGAAACCAGAUACGCCGCAACUUUCUGCCUGAUACCUGUUGGGCUUCGUGUCUAAACUUUGGAAGUGUUUGGGGGCCUUUUUAUUUGCGGGGAACUUGCAACAAUGAAGAGGAGCUGUGUGUUUUGUUAAUUAUCUUUGAGAACUCUACCCGGAGCCAGCCUCUGAGCAUGGAUUUCUAAGGGAAAGGUAAAGCCGAUCUCCAAAGUUGAAUGAAGCACUUCUGGCAUGAGGAAGAUGGAAGGGAUCAACUCCAUUUGGAAGGGAACGGUACCGGAGCAAGCUUUCUUGUCACUAUAAAUUCAAGGAAUACCGCCUGCCUAAUUUCUGGGAAGGAUACCAAUCGGUGCAGAUAACAUUCAAGGUUGUGCUUGUGCUGUGGGAAAUGCUGGCAAGAAGGUGAGGUGUCUCUUGAGGAUAUUUGGGAUGGAUGUUUUGAACCUGUGGAUCUUCCUMACUCUCGGCCAGGAGACAGGAGGCCUCCACAUCCUCGGGGAGAUCUCCCCGCACCUCAUCUCUGUGCGAGCGAGGAGUUCCUAAUGCUCCCCGUKCACCCAAACUGACUUCUUGCUUGCAUCCUGUUUCGCUGAUCCUUCUGGAUUUAUCUGCCGGAGGAGGGACUCACAAUUUAGGAUUUUUUUUUUCCCCCUAGUUUGUUUGUUUAAAAUAUGCCUCUGAGCUCCCGGCGGCCUCUGAGCACGUGGCACGGGACGAGAGGAGCGGUGAUGGCGAGAGCCGGCGUCGCCCGGUGAGCCGCGCUGGCGGUGAGCGAGCCCCUGUGUGCGGCCUCUGGGGUCUGUCCGGGAGCGCGGCUCGGAGCCCCGGGAGCUUUGCCGCCGGCCGGGGCCCGCCGCGGUGAGGACGCGUUGCCGAGCGGUAUGAGCGGCCGGAGCCCGCUGCUGGUAGCAUGAGUGCUGGCCCCCAGGUGCAGCUGGCUGUCCUCUGGCCUUGGCUGCUCAUGGCGACCCUGCAGGCAGGACUGGGCCAGACCGGGCUGGCGCUGGCGGCGGCCGUGGAGUCGGAGCGGGCGGCGGCGCAGAAAGCCAUCAUCAGGGUCAUCCCCCUCAAAGUGGAGCCCAUUAUCCUGGAAGGGGAGUUCGCCAACGUUGCCGAGGUGACUCCGGCCGAAGGGAAGCUGCUCCAGUCCCACCCUCUGUCCCUGUGCAACACCAGCGAGGAUGAACACACGGAAUCGGGAUUCAUCACCAUCGUCAAGCUGGAGCAGCCRGAUCGGGAUCCCAACCCCUGUCUGUCCCUGGCUAACAAGGCAAAGCUGGCGGGGGAGCGUGGAGCCCGUGCGAUCCUUUUCGACAUCACUGAUGAUGAAAGUGCUGCUGAUCAGCUGAGGAAGCCCAGAGGCCUGAGCCAGCCUGUGGUCCUCAUCAGGGGCCACGAUGCUGAGCUCCUCAUGGGCGUCGUGAACAAGAACAGAGAGGCCCAUGUGAAAAUAGAGGUCAAGGAGCCACCAGCUUGGCCAGACUACGAUGUGUGGAUUCUUCUCACAGUGGUCAGCACUGUGGUCGUCAUCAUUUUGAUUUUUGUUGUCCGCACAAAAUGCCAGCUGAACAGGAAUCAGGACUCGGUGCAGCAGCAGACCCUGCAGGCCAUCGGGCAGUUGGCCACACGGCGCUACCAGCCCCGGGCCAGGCCAGCCCCRCGCUGGGACUCUGCCAGCAGCUGCAGCUCCGCCCCGGUCUGUGCCAUCUGCCUCGAGGAGUUCAGCGAGGGCCAGGAACUGCGGAUCAUCUCRUGCACCCACGAGUUCCAUCGGGAGUGUGUUGACCCUUGGCUGCAGCAACACCACACGUGUCCACUUUGCAUGUUCAAUAUUCUUGCCAGAGACUCAGGGGACCAGGCCGUGGCUGCCAGCUCCAGGCUGGUCCCUCAGGACAUGGAGCCUGGACGGCGACUCCACCUUUUCCGCCAGCAUCCAGGACAUGCCCUUUACCACCUCCCACAUGCGUAUCCUCAGAGGAACCUCAGGAGCUUUCCCCCGGAGCCAGCCCAUGGCAACCCCUUCUUCCACUCUCCAGAGCUCUCCCAGGUGGAUUUUGGCACCAUCCACUAUGUGCCCUACAGAGCAGCUACCUCCCUGCUGGCCUGUGGCCACACGGCCCCACUGGCCSCGGGCUUGCUGGGGCAGCAGCACACCAACCCCUCUGCGUGCGGGCAGGUGCUGCCACCCCACAGGACGUGUCUCCUGCAGCCCCAGCCCCCCUGCCUGGCGCCCAAGGCAGCCCUGGCGCAGAAGCAGCACCGUGCACCCGCCCCGCGCCGGGGGCUCAGCCACGGGCACCAGCACAACAGCAGUGGCUCCGGGGAGAGCUACCUCACGGAGCACAGCGGCUACCUGGCCGAUGGGCCGGGCAGUGACUCCAGCUCGGGGCCCUGCCACGGCUCCUCCAGUGACUCCAUGUUGAACUGCACGGAUAUCAGCCUGCAGGGCAUCCAUGGCAGCUGCUCCACCUUCCGCAGCUCCCUCAGCAGCGACUACGAUCCCUUCGUGUACUGCAGCUCCGAGGGCCCCGCCACAGACCACGGCCAGGAGCAGCUGCGGCCACCCAGGGAGAGGCGGCCCCGCUCCUUGGACCUGAUGGUGCCYGGGGGGGCUGCUCCGGCCAAGCCCCAGGUGCUCAGCCACGUCCACUACCACCACCACCAGCACCACCACUACAGACGGGAUGUGGAGUGUGCCCCUGGGCGGGCUGGGCAGGGGCAGGGGCCGGGGCCACGCAAAUCCCGGUACUCCGGGGCCAAGGUUGCCUUCCACAGUGCUCGGACACAAAAGAGGACUGAGAAAAGCCACCACUSUCAGCAGCCUCUGGAAAGCAGCGCCAUGCUGCAGGAGGCAGCUCUGGCAGGACAGCCAGCCUGUCCACAGGAAGGCCGGGAGCCCCCUCACGCCCCCUCCACUUCUCCAAACAGGCUGGACUUCAGUGUAGAUGCCAACAGACAAUCGGGAGCAGCUGGCACACCCCCURUCCCUCUGCCCCCCAGACACAGCUUACAGAGCCGGCAUCACCGAAGGAAAAGAAAGUGUCCCCUGGAGCCCGACCUUGUUCUCCUGCCCAAGGACUCGGCCGAGUCCAGMGCCUGUGACGCUCACCUUCCUCCCGGCCAUCCCGCUGGCUACCACUGCUCUCCCGAAGUGCAGCCCCUGAUCCCAAGCGCUCCCUUGCCCAGCGGCUCCCGGCCGCUCUGGAARUGUUUAGUGCCACUGUCCAGCUCCGAGCUGAGGAAGCAGGAGGAGGGGUUGUCAGGACGGGAGGGAAACCACUCAGUUCCUGCAGAUUUCUCAGGGACAGACACCCCCAGACACAGUCUGAGUGUCCACCUUCACUACCCAUCUCAGCAGGGUGGUCAGGGAUCUGAAGAGGAGGUCCAGGAUGUCCACGAACACUCAGUUUAAUGAAACACUGGCCUGUCUGCUCGCUGGGAGCUGGAAUGGACACAGAUGUUCAUGGAGCUGCUCACAUCUGGCUCUGCCCAGCCCUGCCCYGCUGAGACACGGACUGCCAAGAGCAGUGGGACGCUUGUGGUCUCCGCACACRUCCCCACGCCCUGAUGGCCACACAGACACAGAGCCCUGCUCUCCGGGCCCCGUCUCCUCCCAAGGCACAGGCAGCCCAUCGUCAUCCCAUGGCAUCGCUCCGAGCYGGGCAGGGCUCCCAGGGAGAGCUCACCGAGUGAGUGCAAGCUGCUAUUUUGGCAUGUUCAUGCCACAGAAGGUUUUGCUAAACACUGCAAAAAUAAACAAGCCUUCGAGACCAAAAGCUGCAGAAAUUACUUUCUGUGGCCUGGUAGCUCCUGACUUCAUUUCCUCACUUAGGUCAAAAGCCAGACUUCUUCAAUUAACUUUUCCAUGCUUAUUUCAGACACAGGAACAAGCUAUUCUCCAUCUCACUGCUCACAGGGCUGCCCUGCGAGGUGCUGCUUCUGACUUCAGUGGAAACCAAGAGCUCUCAUCACUUUUGGUCACCUCACUGUCCCUCAACUGACGCCGUCUUGGCCACUGGCUGUGUUUGCCAGCAGCAGGAGAGGGGAAGACACAGGGACAACAUCAGCAUUUCUGGGAAGGAGCUGGGUCAGACUCUUUCCAUUGCAGAGAAUCCACCCUCUCAUCUGGCAAUGUGAACAAGUCUCUCACUCACACUAAUUCCUCCACCUACCCUCAAAUAGCUGUCAUGGCCAGCCCUGUUAAGAGCAUAUUUCAGACAUAUCUCAGAUGUCCCUAUCAGAGGGAGUCAUGGGAAAUCCUGGAGUUCUCUCCUUCCUCUCAUUGCUCCAAGACACAGCAAAAAUUCCCAGCAAAGUCUUCAUAGUAAAUACAGAGCAGAGCCCCAUCCAUCACCCAGAUUUAACUUCAUAUUUCUGAGACUCCUGAAAUGAUCCUUCAAAAGGAUUUUUCAGUCUUUUUCAACAUUUUGAUGAUGCAGGGAGAAAACUUGAGAAAUCAUCAGGCUCUGGUUUAUUCCUCCCCCCCCCCCCCCUUGUGUGUAUUUUGGAUUUUUUCUGAAUGUCAGGGAGCUCUCACCCCCUGAAUGUCACUAGUUCUUAUUUCCUACAUCUCAUAAUCUGCAGACAUUCAAGUGAAAUAAAACCUGCCAAAUUCAAAACAUGUAGAACUCAGGCAGCUUUCAAACAGCAGAAAAUUCCUGUCAGGUUCAUUGCCCUAAAUGAUCAGUCAGGCCAAAGAAUCAGCCAGAUUCCCACGUGAAGAGCACCRAGUGCUUCCAAGCACAAGGAGGCAUUGGUGAGGAUACAACAUUGGAACUGAAGGUAACUCCUAACAAUUUGAAACUUGAUGUAGGGACAGACUUCCCCAUCUACUCAGUAAAGCUUCCUAUGUCUGCCUUUGAAGCAGCAGCUUCUCAAGAGAGUGCUCUGGUGAUGCAAUCCCAGUUCAGGAUAAUCCUCUGCCUUCCUUUGUUGCUGGGAAAGCUUUUUACAGGGUUUGCUGCACUUAAUCCUUGAAAAAGGCAUCUUUGUCCCAACUGCUAAUCAGUCCCUGACAGUCAAGUGAUCAGCAAAUAGCACUGUUUUAGACCCAACAUUACUCCCUUGUAGUGCUCAUUCCUUGUCUCCUGUGACCAGGCCCCUGUGGGACUUUUCAGUCUGGGGAAGAGCUGAGUUUCUUUCAUCAAAGAACCCAGCAGAAUUUCAUUUAGACCUCUCAGGCUCUUGCUUGUCCUACAGCGCAGGCAGAACACAAUUUCAAAUGUUUUCUCCCUUGCAGGGAAGUCAAUCUUAAACUAGAGGAAAAAGCCAGGGGCGUAUCUGGAUCGGCUUCUUGUGCACCUGGUCUGUGGCUUGUCUGAACCAGCUCCUCACAUCCUUGACCACCGUGGAGGGCUCAGAGAUYUUACAGAGGGGAGGGUCGUGAAGUUGGGAUGCUCCCACUGCCUUCUUUAGGAAUCAGGAAGGGUGAGCUCCUCCAGGGAUGCAUUUCAUUGCUCAAAGGAACAAGUGCAGUUCUAAAGUCCUCCUCUCUUUCCCUCUUUAUUCCUGACAAAAGAGGAGAUUCCUGAUUUUGUGAGCCGCAAGCUUCUUGCACAAGUACUCGURCACCCUCUCCACUCCCCACUGCAGUAUUACCAGGCUGCCAGGGCAAUGCCUGCUUCCAAGUGUCUCCUUUCUCCUGACCUUACACUGCUGCUCCUUUUCACAUAGAAAAUGCUGGAUUCUGUCCCGCUCCACCGGGACUUGGGGACCUGAGAGUGCAGGUCUGUCUSUGUGAGGGCAUGGGGGGAGGAGAGGGAGGAACUCGGGGAAAGUGGAUUUAAGAUCCUCUUCAGUAGACGGAUGACUAUCCUUGACUGCCUGGAGGGAAGAAGCAGUAUCUGAGAAAAAAGGAACGGUUCCUCACAGUUCCUCACAGUUCCUUUAUCUCUGGCUUCUGGGUAAUGCUUUCGAGUGCUCAGUGCUUGUGGCUCCAUCAUAGAAUUUCUUCGGCAUCCUAGCAWUGAUGCAGAGCACAUUUUCCUUCCUUGCAUCCAAAGUCACCGCUGAAAACUAUUGGAAGCUAGAGCAUCCAGAGCACCCUCUAUCCAAACUGAAGGCCCAGCCUUUCCCCAGGGACCUCCUUUCCAGGAGCUCUCACCCCCUGAACUGGGCAUGUGGUUGGGCUGGCUGGACACCUCCCCUUCUGCACAGAUCCUUCAGAUCCUUUGGAAAUGUGAAUAUAGGUUCGUUUUGUUGUUAUUGCCUUUUGUUUCAUUUGUUU